Molecule: messenger RNA, 6567 nt
Organism: Conger conger (European conger)
Lineage: Eukaryota; Metazoa; Chordata; Actinopteri; Anguilliformes; Congridae
Gene: waplb
Product: WAPL cohesin release factor b
Exons: 20
Coding region: 346-3876 (1176 amino acids)
Biological process (GO): regulation of chromosome condensation
Source: RefSeq, a predicted model, not a curated record
UGACGGCGCUGUUGGCAUCGAAGGAACGAGGGAGGGGGAACCCGAAUGGAAGCCAUCGGCGCAGCAAAACCAAGUCAAUCGAGUUUGAAAUCACCAAAUAGAUAGAAAUAACCAAAAGUUAACUCUAAAAACUUACUUUAUUCUUGAUCUUGGUGCCACAAGGUUUGCUACACAACUCGAAGGAGUUCAAUUUGUGUUUGCUGGAAGUAGUUGCCACCUUGUUUAUAUUUUUCGAGCAAGCUUAAAGGAGGCCCAGUCGGGUGCAAGUGGAGAGCGGCCGCCUCGGAUUGUGAGUGGAGUGGUUUGGCCUGUUAGAGCGCCAAAGAAUAUGAAACAGACGUCACAAUGACAUCAAGAUUUGGCAAAACCUACAGCAGGAAGGGAGGGGACGGGAGCUCCAAGUUCGACGAGGUCCUGUCCAACAAGAGGGCCACUCUCAGUACCAAAUGGGGCGAGACCACCUACAAGGCCCAGCUGGGCUCCAAGCGGCCCAGCGUCAGGUCGGAGGUCCCCGAGCUCGCCAAGCGGCCCAGGCCCGCCGAGGACGAGGGCUCGGACGACCCCUUCGGCUUCGACAGCGACGAGGACUCAAAGCCGGUCACCUCCCGCAGCGUCCCUCAGCCCAAGGCCGCCCCCGCCAAGCCGGCCGCUUCCUCCGACCCGCCCUGGCUGGAGAGGCCCGGCCUGGCGUCGGAGCCCAACAGCUGGGUCAGCCAGCCGGCCAGCGUGGAGGCCGUGGCCCCCAGCAGGGUGGCCUCGGCCCCGGGCGGCGAGAAGAUCGCGCAGAGGUUCACGGACGACUUCAACAGCACCGCUGCAGGCAAGGCAUCACAGACGCGGUCCUACGAAAGCUCUGAAAAGCACAGCUACUCCUGGUACAAGAAUGCCUCAGAAAGCGACAAGAAGCCCGUCUCCCAGACCACCGCUCUGAAGACACAGGCCAAGGACCCGUUGGACAGCUGGAGCUCCAUCAUGGCCAUCCGCUCCACCUCCCCCAGCGCGGAGCCCAGAGACCCCCCUCCCACGUGGACCCCCAGGCAGGGCCUCGAGCCCAAAGCCUCGGGCGCCAAGGACGACUCGCCGAGCUCCGACCCGGAUUCCGACCUCGCCCACAAGCCGGCGAGCGGCGAGGCGGGGCAUGGCGACUGCGAGGCCUCCGCUAUGGAGACGUCCGAGUACGAGGACCACGCCCAGUCCCUCCUCCGGCCCUCCAACUGCCGGACCUACCACCGGCCCAACAAGGGCAAGACGGGCGCCGGCGGGGAGGGCCCCAACAGCAGCGGAGGCCCGGCCCAGCCCAAGACCAACAGCGUCGCGGAGAGCAAGCCGGGCGGGAGGGGCCGGACGAGAGACUACACGGUGCUGCACCCGUCCUGCCUGUCCGUCUGCAACGUCACCAUCCAGGACUCCAUCGAGAGGAGCAUGGAGGAGUUCAUCGGAACCACCUCCGCCGACCCGGGGGAGGCCGGCCGCCUGAGGAAGAAGACCGAGACGACCCCCACCAAACCCACCAGGUUCAGGCCCACGCAGAGCAAGUCCAAGAAGGAGACCAAGCUGGAGUUCUUCGGGUUCGAGGAGAACGAGGGCCUGGAGGUGGAGGGGGACCCCACGGCCUCGGGCAGCACCAACUACAAGAUCAAGUACUUCGGCUUCGACGACCUGAGCGAGAGCGACAGCGACGAGGACGAGGACACCCAGAGCAGGAGGGCCAAGAAGAAGGCCGCUGCCCUGGCCAUGUCCAUGAGCGACAGCCCGCAGCCCAGCGACUCCCAGGACAGCCAGGCCAGCACUAACACAGAUAUUCUGGAAUUCUCCGAUGACCCAGGUCUCACAUUACCGGAAGUGCAGAAGAGGUCACAGGGAAAACAAUCGGAGAAAUCCAAGGACGGCGGCAGGAAGAUUUUCAGCGGCCCGAAAAAGUCUCCCACGAAAGCGGUUUAUAACGCCAGACACUGGAACCGGCCGGAAGCAGAGGAGCUGCCCCCGCCCCUGUCUCGCUCACAAACUGCCCCGGCCAGUCUGUCAGGCGGCAGCAAGGAGACCAACUCCCACAAGAAAGACGACGGGGUGUUCAAAGCCCCGCCGCCCCCGCCCAAAGUCAUCAAGUCCGUCACCAUCCCCACCGAGCCCUACCAGGACAUCGUCACCGCACUGAAAUGCAGGAAAGAGCACAAGGAGCUGUACACUGUUGUCCAGCACGUUAAGCACUUCAACGACGUGGUGGAGUUCGGAGAGAACCAGGAGUUCACAGACGACUUCGAGUAUUUAGCUACAGGUCUGAAGAGUGGUCAGCCCCUCAACACGCGCUGCCUUAGUGUUAUCAGCCUGGCUACGCGGUGCGCCAUGCCCAGUUUCCGCAUGCACCUGAGGGCCCGAGGGAAGGUCGCCAACGUCUUCAAAACCCUCAACGACGCUCCGCAGCACCCGAACCUGGCCCUGUGCACGGCGUCCCUGAUGUACAUCCUCAGCCGGGACCGGCUCAACAUGGACCUGGACCGGGCCAGCCUGGACCUGAUGAUCCGGCUCCUGGAGAUGGAGCAGGACGACACCGCGGACGACCAGCUGACCGCCAAGGAGAUGGGCAAAGUGAAGGAGAAGAUCCGCAAGCUGUGCGAGACGGUGCACAACAAGCACCUGGACCUGGAGAACAUCACGACUGGGCAUCUGGCCAUGGAGACCUUGCUGUCGUUGACGUCCAAGAGGGCCGGCGAUUGGUUCAAAGAGGAACUCCGGCUUCUGGGCGGCCUUGACCACAUCGUUGACAAAGUGAAAGAAUGCGUGGAAAACCUCAGCCAAGAAGACGACAAGGAGAACCUGGUGGCGUCGUUAUGGGGAGCCGAGAGGUGUCUACGAGUGCUGGAGAGCGUAACCGUUCACAACCCAGAGAACCAGAGCUACCUGAUCGCCUACAAGGAGUCCCAGCUCAUCAUGUCCUCUGCAAAGGGCCUUCGGCACUGCGAGGAGAUGAUCCAGCGCUACAGCCGAGAGGUGAACAGCAGCCGGUCCUCCUCCGGGGCCGCCCUGCCCCACUGCAGCCACAGCAACGUGGGCAAGGCCGUGGAGGACUGCAUGCGAGCCAUCAUCGGCGUGCUGCUCAACCUCACCCACGACAACGAGUGGGGCAGCACGAAAACGGGCGAGCAGGAUGACCUGAUCGUGACGGCGCUCCACUGCGUGCUGAGGGUCCCGCAGUUCUUACCUCAGGAGCAGAGAUUCGACAUCCGAGUGCUGGGCCUGGGCCUCCUGAUUAACCUGGUGGAGUACAGCUCUAGGAACAGGCACUGCCUGGUGGAGAUGGAGCUGGACACGACCACGCCCUUCGAGACCUCGGUCUGCCUGACGGAGGGAGAGGCGCUGAAGUCCGGCGGGAUGCUGAACGCCAUCGCGGCUCUUGUGCAGCUCUUCCUGCAGAGGGAGCGCGCGGCCGUGCUGGCCGAGGCGGAGACGGACGACUUCAUCAACGACGCGCCCAAGCCCCAGCUAGACCAGAGCGGCGAGUGGCAGGAGACCUCCGGGGAGAUCCAGUGGGUGGCCUCCGAGAACAACACCAACGCAGACAACGACAACGACAAGAAGAAGGACAACAAGAAGGAGGAGGAAGAGGAGGAGCUGGACCUGAACAAAGCUCUCCAGCACGCUGGGAAGCACAUGGAGGACAGCAUCGUGGCCUCGUACACUGCACUGUUAUUGGGCUGUCUGUGCCAGGGGAGUCCAAUGAAUGUCACUACUGUGAGGGAGAAUUUACCUAAAGGCGAUUUCUCGAUAAUGACCGAAAUGCUAAAGAAGUUCUUAAAUUUCAUGAAUCUGACAUGUGACGUAGGCACCACAGGGCAGAAGUCCAUCUCUCGGGUCAUUGACUAUCUGGAGCACUGUUAGAGAGACCGGGUUCAGCGCUGGAUCUGUCAGAACACCGCUGUAACCGCCACCUCGCAACGGGACCGCCGAGAGACGUCACCCGGCAACCGGCCGCCACCCUCGCCAUCCGCAUCGCCAUCGUCAUCACCCCCGUCACCCCUCAACAGAGAUUAACGAGCUCCCUCUUCGUGUGAGGCGCUCGUUUGUCCCCCGGUCGAGGGUAGAUCUGUCUGAGCGUAAACUUGUUUGGGACGAGAAAGGUAGAAACUCAGCUAACCGACAAUAGCAUGAAAUUAUACACUGAACAAAGUGAGCCAGUUAAUCAUUCCUUGGGUUUUUUCAGUGGGAUAUAGGUGGUGUUGCCCCCCCCCUCAUACAAACAAAAACUCCGGAUUCAUUCGUCAACUUUUGCAUUAUGAAAGCGGAAUUAUUACUUCUUUUUUUUAUUGUGAAUGUUUUGUGUGCUCUGCUGUAGAAAAUGUUCCUGUUUUAAGUUGUAUUGUAUUCAGGCAGGUCAAAGCUUCUCAUGCCCCCCCCCCCCCCCCAGCACCACUACUGUCUGAGCGGGUGUAGUCCUGAGCAUGUGUACAGGUCAGGUACUCUUUACUGCUCCCAACUGUUCAGUGUUGCAUCAAAAGUAUCUGUGCCCCCCCCAAGAACCGCAUUUAAAAAAAAAACAAACCACGGAAAGAUAAACAACGUUUGAGCAGUAACCCAAGUACUCUGGCUCUCCACCAGCUUGGGAAGAGUAUCACACCAUCUCCAUAACCGAAGCCAGUUUCUCUUUCACUUUUUUAAAUUUUAUUGUGUUCCAGUCUCGUUUAUUUUUGACGGGCCGACGUCAAGCGUUUGAACAAAAAGCUGUUGGCAAGCACGCCCAGGGGAAGCUGAGAGUGCGGAGGCUACACUGGAAUCCCUUGUUCAGCGUUGCGUUCUCCGCAGGCGGUCCGAGAUUCAGAUUACACACAGAGAGGUGCGCGCGUCGGGUUUGUGCUAACAGGCAGCACUUGCUCAUUUUGAUUGCGGCCCCAUUACAACGCUGAUUCUGUAUCGCGUUGAGGCCGAUUAGGCGGUGAACGGCAUUGUGGGGGUUCGACAAAGUCCGGGCGCGUUGACCGGUCGCGCUCAGCGGUCACCUUGGGCAGGCACUGCCACUGACCGGGUUGCUUGUGGUCUGAACCAGGUCUGGUGCGCGCACUGCCCCAUUUUCUCCAUUGAGCGGUGCCAAAUAGAGGUACAUUUUUCAAUCCGAAGGUAAUGACGAUUUUAUAUUUCAUAGUGUACCACAGUUUGGAAAUAUUGGGUAACUAGAAGAACGAUCAUUCCCCUCCAUCCCUUCAAGAGGAAUUUUCAUGGUACAAAGUGUAAAAUUUAGAAAAGCUACAACGAACCCCCCCCCCCUUUUCUUUUAUAUUUGUGUGCGAGUUUGUUUGGAUCCAUCACCAGUGUAUGUAGUUGGAGGUUUCCAGUGAUGCUCCUUCCUCUGUAUAUAUGCAGGCUAACGUGGCAAUAAGUUUAUUCUCCACAAUGCGACUUGCUUUUUAAUAAAAACCGAGGUGUUUAAGCUUUUAUCCUAAUUUAACUAUGACAGAAAUCAGCAGGACUGGAAGAUCAUUUCUAACUUUACAAUUUUGAAAUAAAGCACUUGAAUUAAAACAAAGGAAUGCAUUGUUCAUGCCCUUACGCUUUCAUGAACAACCUUUCUUUAAAUGUUCACCCACCACCUCAUUGUCAGAUAGCUGAUACCCCCCCCCACACACACACACACACACACACACACACACACUUUCAUCCUCCCUCACCCUCUUGGAAUCGGAGAUGAACUGUUAGACUUUAUCUGUCUAUAAUACAGUAUUAGUGUGUUGCAUUGAGCUAAAGGAGAAAGCGUGGCUAAUCAAUGGCUCUAUUUCAUGAAGUGGAGCGGAGGCAGUUUUCUUUAUUUGCAGGGAGCUGUGAGAUUCUGCUUGAUUUGGUUUACCCUCCGGUAAACUCAUUAGUCCGUUAUAGUUUGUAGUGUACCUUCCCUCUGUACGGCCAAAGCUGUUUGCCUUACUCACUCUGACAUACUUUGCACCCUGCGACCCUGCCGGAGGUUGAGGUUGAAUAGAAAGCGCAGGAGGAUGGGAGUGUGGGGGAUUUUGAGUGGAGAUGUACAGAACUUGAGUUGCGAAAACAUGGAUGCUUUCCAGUUGACUCAUUUUGUUUAUAUUUCACACCUACGUGUUUUUCUUUUUCCUUUUUCUUCUUAAUGCAGUGCUGAGGCAUAGCCAUUACUUCACAGAUGUUCAGAAUUCAGGUUUCUCUUUAAACAUUCAGAAGUUCUAUGAAUACUUUGUAAGAUAGCCUCUUGUGCUCCUAGCCAUUUUCAGAUUAAUGUGAACCACACCGAGAGCAGUUUAAUAUGGUUUUCUCAUUUGUAAAACUUACGUGAACGUAAAGUUUACAAGAGGUUAAUUUACAAAGCUGAAAAUGAAUUAACACAAUGUAAAUACUUAUGUAAAUACUGGCUAUUGGAAAUUAGAAUGGUAGACUACUUUUCUGAAUCCAAUCCUAUUUUUAUUUUAUACAGUUUCUCAGUUGUGUUAUUUGAAGUAAAAUAAAAGGUAUAAAAGCCAACUGCAGGAAGAAAACCUUUGUACCAAUUUCAAGAAUAAUGUCUUUGGUUACCUGUAUAUAAUUUUAACUCGAAUAAAAAUUGCUACUUUCAGUACA